Molecule: messenger RNA, 3201 nt
Organism: Saccostrea cuccullata (small rock oyster)
Lineage: Eukaryota; Metazoa; Mollusca; Bivalvia; Ostreida; Ostreidae
Source: RefSeq, a predicted model, not a curated record
AUGGAUUGUACGUGUACCUUGCCAAGCCUUUGGGACGGGCAGUGGUGGGACAGCAGUUCUGGGGAGGUUACCUUUACUCAUUCCAGUCAACUGCUGACGGGGUGGCAGAUCCAGGCUUACACGUCAUCCAUCAGUUCCUGGACAUGUGUCAAUCAAAAUUCUAGUUCAUUUCUUCUGUUUAAGGGUGACCAAAACCUGAAUGUGUUCGGUUCGAAUGUCGUCGGAUACCGAUGCAUCCGAUUCAUCAAGAUAACAGAUCACUCUUACUAUUACUAUAUUCUCGCAGUUGAAGAGCCACAAGGUGGUUUGAAGAGGUUUGAAGCAAUAUUAUUAGCUACGACUCCAUCUCCCUCAGAAGAUUUAUCAGAUCGCUGCCGGCCACCAAAUGGUCCUUCCGAUGAAGAAUACCAUGUCCUAGUUAAAAAGGGGUUCGAGAGUAGUGUGAAGCAGUGGUGCCCAAUUCCUCUUCUUGGAACGUUUUCUUACAAGCACGAUACCGGAAGUGUUGUUUCUUGUAGUGCUGGAUCAGCGGUUAGCGCAUGCCCAGACUGGACAAAUUUAGCUUUCAAUUAUUCACAAUGUGCAACGAUUCAAGUGUUUUCGGCGUCCGGAAAAGUUCAGUGUGUGGCGACAGUAGAGUAUAACAAUACACUUUACACCACUGUGUUCAACCCUGAAACUGUGACUGAUACCACCAACUACGACAAAUUCUCAUGUCUAGCCAUCACAAAGUCAGGCGAGACUGUGUAUAUGAGUGAUGCCAAAGGAAGCUGUGAAAAAGAUCAGAGUUCAAAGGUUAAGGCCACAAGAGGGAGUGGUACACUGGUGCUUACGGAAUACAGUCGAUGUUACGGAGGAUGUGUUUUUCCGGUUGUGUGGGACAGGGAUUGGUAUGACAGCGGUCACGGCAACAUAAGUCUAAACAGAAAUUACAGUGCGGUGUCGGAGGGGUGGUCAAUACCCGUGUUUGGAACAACCAUACUCUCCUGGACUUGUUUUGCUGAAAACACUUCAUCAAAUUAUUUUCUGUUCAAAGGAGAUCAAAUACCCUUAUCGUCUGGAAUCGGCCAAAACGUGUUCAGGUGUGUUAAAUGGGAAAAACUAACAACGUAUUCCUACAGUUAUUAUGUAUUGGCAGGUACCAACUCAAAUGCUGCCAACAACAGGGUGAUUACGGAAGCCCAAAAUGUUAGCGUGACGUCAUGGACGACUACAGAUUAUUGUCAGGAAUCGGUCACUCCUCCAGUAGAAGAGUUCCAAGUGAUUGUCAGGAAGGGUUUUGAAGUUGAUGCCAAGAAGUGGUGCCCUAUCCCUCUACUGGGUAAUUUUACAUACACACAUAACGACGGCAGCACCACGACGUGUGGUCCCUCAAAUUCCGACCUAAGCGUAUGUCCCUCCUGGUCUACUUUGACGUUUAACUAUACCAUGUGCAGUACAGUUCAAGGAUUCUCAGAUGAGGGAAUCUUGUACUGUUUAAAGUAUGUCUUAAAAGGAUCAACAAUUUUCCUGUCUGUCUUGAACCCUGGUAUAGUGGACAAUACACAAACCCACAGAUUUACCUGUUAUGUGCUGACGGAGAGUGGUGACACUGUGUAUAUGAGUGACAGUGUGGGGAGCUGUGAGGCGGGACAGAGUCCUACAGUAAAGGCAACAGAUGGUAGUGGAACUCUACAGCUGGAAUCCACAGAACGAUGUUACGGAUCCUGUAUAUUCCCCGUGAUGUGGGACGGUUCCUGGUACGACAGUGGAAUGGGAGAUGUAACUUUGAGUUAUGCUGUCAAGGCUGUGUCGGGGUGGAGGAUCAAUAUCAACGGCACGGAACUGACGUCAUGGACUUGUCAAUCACAGAACGCUUCACAAGGAAUAAUGCUAUUUAGAGCAAAUGAUCUUCUGCAUUCCAAAGACAAGUUGUACAAUGUCUUCCGCUGUAUAAGGACAGAGAAAUUAACAAACUACUCGUAUUCGUAUUAUGUUAUGAAUGAUAAAAUGGAGGAUGCUGGUUUUGAGAGGGUAUACCUGACUGAAUAUUCACCUGACGUCACGAAUUGGGAUGUGAGUUCAUUAUGCUCACCAGUGUCUCCACCAGGGGACGAAGAAUACUACAUUCUGGUCAAACAAGGGCAUGAUACAGAAGUAAAGCAAUGGUGCCCCAUUCCAUUGAGAGGAGAGUUUAACUACACACAUGACAAUGGCCUUUCAACCACGUGUGGACUAUCCUCCUCUCUAUCUGCUUGUCCAGACUGGGUCACUUUACAGUUUAACUACUCUCUUUGUCCCACAGUGCAGGCGUUCUCAAAAGAAGGAGUUGUUAAUUGUGUUCAUACUGUAGUACAGGGUGACACAUAUUUUACAUCUGUAUUCAAUCCGGGGCUUGUAGACGGGGUCAACUUCCGGCGAUUUACCUGCCUUGCUAUAACUGAGGCGAGUGGAGUAGUAACAGUGAGUGACAGUGCAGGAAUUUGUGAAGCCAACCAAACAAGUAACUUCAAACAAACAGAUGGAAGUGGGGUCCUCAGGCUCACAGUGAAAGACACAUGUUAUGGGUCCUGUACUCUACCAACACAAUGGGUUGGUGACUGGUACGAUGGUUUCUAUGGACAGCUGACGUUUUCUAGUACCUCACUAACAGGAUGGGGUAUGACGUCAUAUUCUUCGACUAUAAACUCCUGGACCUGUGUAUCAGAGGACACAUCCAACAAUUACCUGCUCUUCCUGGGCGACCAAAGGGUCGAUUUAUUUGGUACUCAGCAAAAUAUGUUCCGGUGCAUUAAAUGGAAAAAGAUUACGGACAAUUCGUAUUAUUACUACGCACGUGCAGAUGUUGAACCAAACGCACAAAACGCCCGCGUUAAGGUAGAGUUUUAUGACCCGUCAGUAACCUCCUGGAAUGCCGCUUCUUACUGUGACCCUUCAUCGGGACCAGGACCCGAGGAAUAUCACGUUCUUCUAAAGAAAGGUUCAGAAUCUCUGACGAAGCAAUGGUGCCCUAUACCACUCCUCGGAACAUUUCGCUACGUUCAUAACGAUGGGUCAACUGACGCCUGUACUACCGACUCCGAGAUGAAUGUUUGUCCAAGCUGGACAACGAUUCAGUUUGAUUACACCAAGUGUCCAAAAACCCAAGCAUUUUCCCAAGAGGGAAUCGUGCAUUGUGUGAACACAGUCCAGAAUGGUGGUUUACUACACAACACUAUAUAA